AUGUCCUUUUGGGAAAUUGACCAUUUCUACUUGGCCUUAUUAGCAGGACCAGCCUUCGAGACUCUUCUCGACUGUCCAUUCGCAGUUUCGCCUCUCCUCCUCCAAGCCUCACAGUCUCGUCUAUUGGCCGGACGCAAUCGAUCGGGUAGUCAGUACACCACUUUCGCCUGCCAACCAACAUGUCGUGCUGUGCCGGCCUGUGCUUUGUGCAAUCAGCCCAACCAACAGGCCGGUGGUACGAGUCUUGCCAACUCCUGCCCCCCCUGUCCGUUAUCAUACACACCCGCCACAACAGCCACACCCAUCGAGGCCAACUCCGCCCCACUCAACUUCAUCCCACCUUGCCUCGUCCCUUCUUGUGUGGAGAUUUUAGGCGGGAAAGACCUCUUCUACGCACAGACCUGUCAGUCACCGCGAGACUCGGGCAAUCUGCCCGACCCCAACAGAACGUCUGUGUAUGUGUGUAUAUGCGGACUUGUCUGUCUGGCGCACAAGACGGCCACGUUUGGCCGUCUUGGAAACGGCGGAAACGGAAUGAGUCGCGCGCUCCGCGAUGCGCCGAACAACAUGGACCUCGUGAUCGGGCACAUGAGUUCAACUUUAUAG
Molecule: messenger RNA, 606 nt
Organism: Protopolystoma xenopodis
Lineage: Eukaryota; Metazoa; Platyhelminthes; Monogenea; Polystomatidea; Polystomatidae
Source: the annotation of a GenBank genome assembly